This is a messenger RNA of Solanum tuberosum (potato), 1354 nucleotides long. RefSeq lists its product as uncharacterized. The record is from RefSeq and is a predicted model, not a curated record. The coding region runs from base 107 to 1099 and encodes 330 amino acids. The transcript has 5 exons. Lineage: Eukaryota; Viridiplantae; Streptophyta; Magnoliopsida; Solanales; Solanaceae.
CAUCGUCAGAGUCCUUGUUUAGCCCAAAACUUAUACGCAAUCGAUCUCUUCUCGUUGCUGAAGGGUUGCGUCAUUCGUCGAAUUCGAAUAGACAAUUACGAAAAUUAUGGGUGGCGGUGGAGCAUUCAGAGCAGCGGCGAAGGUCGCCGGAGCAGCCGCUGCGAACAGCGGAUUCCGCUCGGUGACGGCGGAGCAUCCAGUCUACGCAGCCGCACGCAACGUCGCCCGUCCGGUGUCGAUCUCAGGUAUAUCGUCAACAUCGGAAGAUGUCAAGUCUGCUAUGGUUACGGCUUCUCACGGUGGAUCAUCGGAUGUGUCGUAUGUGCCUAAGAUGGUUUCUGAUUUUGAUGACUGGGAGAUGGCCGGCGGAGAGGAAGAAAUGAUGGUUAAUCCUGGUGAACCGCUGCCACGACUCGUAUUUGGUGGAGCUCCUUCUCUUCAGGAAGCUACAGAGGCUACUUCUGAUCUCAAAGAUGCUCUGGUAUAUUUGUCUGGAUCUGCUAAUGGAUAUGGGGGAUCUUGUAUAUCCGGCUCAAGCUCAUCGCCCGUCUCCAAAGCCUGUGUUGUCAGCGAGACUAUAGUCACAAAGUCUGUGCCGAAACAUGCUGUUCAGGCAUAUAGGGUUCUGAGUGAAAUUCCUGCUGCUCAGAACGUUGUUGCUUCAAUUGCUUGUGACCCAAAUGUGUGGAAUGCAGUACUGCAAAAUCCAGCCCUUCAAGAUUUCCUCGAGUCACAGAGAUCCAGUGAGAAAUUUGCAGGUGCGUCAUUCCCCGACUCGGAUCAAGAGAAAGAUGAAUCGGUUGCUGAUACUGCUUCCUUUUCUGAAUCAUCCCCAUGGAAGCCAUUUUCUGAAUCUAAGGCGGAAGAGUCUAAAUCUGGGAACUUUUUUACAAGCUUUUUGCAGAAUGUUACACAAACAGUGGUUGAUAUGAUGGACAGCUUAUCAGAUUUCUUUAACAAUCUCUUUGGAGGCAACAAGUUUUUUGUUGAUGCUGAUGGAAGUGCUAAAUUUGGCGCAGUGGAGAAGACACUUGGAGCAUCUUUCAUGGCUUUGGCAGUCAUGGUUAUGAUGGUGGUCGUCUCAAAACGCAGUCACUAAUGAUGUCUUCAAAGUUUUAACUAUUUGAAUUUGCCGAACUUACAUGACUAAAACUAUUUGAAUUUGCUGGAACUUACAUGACUAAGUGUUACAGUUUCUUCUAGAACAGGUUCUGAGGUUUUCGUCGAGGGUUUCUGGUCCAAUGACUUGUGGAAGUGGCUUGUAAAUAAAAAUAAAAUCAUUAUAGACAAUGUUUCUGUUUUUUGAUUCUUGGCUUUGCCAUCUCAAUGCCAUUCAAGUUGAUCUUUCCAUUCA